UUCAUAGCAAAUCAUGAUGCAUUUGCAUAACUUGAACACAAAAGUCCAAUAAAAAGCAGCCUCCACCACCCACGGCAAUGGCAAUCAUGUAAAUACCAUACAUUUGGUUCAAUUCCGAGCAAGAGAUAAUAGUAUGGAGGCUUUGAUAGCCUCUUAUGGAGACGCAUCGUCGGAAUCCGACUCCGAGUCGGCAACCCCAUGUCAGCCUCCAACGUCUUCUACUCACCCGGAAUUAACUUCUCUUCCUCCGCCCCCGGUUUCUCUCCUUAUUCCCCCGAAUUCCAUCAGAGGUCUUGAUUUUUCUCCUGGAGAACAGCCCGGCAGAGUUAGGACAUUUCCUCAUGUCGAAGGGAAUUACGCUUUACAUGUCUAUAUCCCAGUUUAUAUACCAUCUGCGCCAAAAAAGGAGCUGGCUUUGUUCUUGAAGAAAUUGUCUCGUCUUGUGCCUGGUCUUUACGUGGUCGACGUUGAUAUCCCACUUGACAUUAUUGCCAAAGAUGAUAAUAAGCUUGAACAAGUUGCUUUAGGGAGGGAAUUUCAUAUAAGCUUAGGUAGGACUGUUCCAAUCCGAGUUCACCAGAUUGACUCGGUGGUGGCUAUGCUUCGUCAGAAGCUUCAGUUUCAAAGGAGGUAUUGGAUUGAUUUUAGUAAAUGGGAGGUUUUUCUCAAUGAUGAUCACACCCGAACCUUUUUGUCAAUGGAAGUUACUACAACGGGAUUAGCUGAGAUAACAAAGCAGAUUCAAGCCGUCAAUGAGGUUUAUAAGCUUCAUAAUCUUCCUGAAUUUUACAAGGAUCCACGUCCUCACAUUUCCAUUGCUUGGGCAUCUGGUGACAUCGACCAUUCCUUGAGGAGUGCGGUUCAAGAAGAAAGAAGAGGCACGGUUGCGGCCUCGUCGAAGAAAUGCAUUUUUACUAGUAAAUUCACUGGUAUUGAGUGUAGAAUUGGUAAUAAAGAGUAUAAGAUAUGUAAGAUUCUAGAUAAGUGAAAAGACGGGCCAAUCACUUCCAUUACCAUUAGUAUGUUUUUUUUUUUUUUUUAACAGUUAAUAUGUGUUUGCCUAUUUGGUAUUUUUUAGAGCUGUGCAUUUAUUUGAGUUAAGUUUUAUCUUAUGUGGCUAAUAGAUUGUUGAUUUAUCGUGUCA
Messenger RNA from Humulus lupulus (European hop), 1144 nucleotides. RefSeq lists its product as uncharacterized. Gene Ontology annotation, cellular component: nucleus. The record is from RefSeq and is a predicted model, not a curated record. The transcript has 6 exons. Gene Ontology annotation, molecular function: 3'-5'-RNA exonuclease activity. The coding region runs from base 134 to 988 and encodes 284 amino acids. NCBI's taxonomy places the organism in Eukaryota, Viridiplantae, Streptophyta, Magnoliopsida, Rosales, Cannabaceae. Gene Ontology annotation, biological process: U6 snRNA 3'-end processing.